AGGGCAUGACUUGUCUGGAAACAUCGCUGCGAAGGUUGAGUCGGUGGGAGGGCUAGAAAAAAAUGUGAACGAUAAAAAAAAAGUUUGGGCCUAAUCAAUGGCCGGCAAUUUCACCGACCACGCAAGGAACCUGCGACCAUCUCCAAUCCGUCCCGGUACCAAUGGAGCCCCCGUCCCUUGUCGAAGCUCCUGCCUUGGAUCGGCGAAUCCCCGUCGCCCACCUCGUUCCAGCUGUCUCCGCAGUCUUGCUGCUCUAGUGGCUCGUUCUUAUCACCCUGAUGUCGUUUCUCCUCAUCAUUUGGGGGUAGUCCUCGGGCAGUGGGUUAUCUAUCUCCUUCUCCUAUCUAUCCACCCUCGCUUGCCGGCUGAUACGGCUUAAAAGACCGUUUCAUCGAGUUUUUUGCAUCUUGCAUUCUACUUCAUCUCCAUAGACCUGGAUUCCAUUUAUCUGGUCUAUUGUAUUUAUUAUUUUUUUUUAUUUGCAUUUUUCUUCGUCUGUUUUCUGGGAUCCGUAGCUACCUACCCAUUUUUUUGUUCUUUCUGUACAACACUACCCCGACAACCCCCUUGCUGUCCUCUUUGUUUUGGUCCUUUUAUAGGCUGGGGAGUGCUUGGAUGAUUUUCAUGUUCUCAUUUCUUCGGCUGGAAUGGAAGAAAUCAAGAUCCCUUCGCCGUCCGCUAUUUUAGACAUUCCGCCCGCCGUCUCGUCGGCCGGUGCACAUCCCAAAGCCUCGCCUCCGUCCGCUAAAAGAACAGCCACCUUCGGUCCCAACACGAGUCCGGUUACUAACAAGCCCAAACAGUCCAAGAGCCGUAAUG
Messenger RNA from Aspergillus steynii IBT 23096, 819 nucleotides. RefSeq lists its product as uncharacterized. The transcript is spliced from 2 exons. NCBI's taxonomy places the organism in Eukaryota, Fungi, Ascomycota, Eurotiomycetes, Eurotiales, Aspergillaceae. The coding region runs from base 98 to 379 and encodes 93 amino acids. The record is from RefSeq and is a predicted model, not a curated record.